AGCCCCCUCACUCUUCGUCUCUUCCGGCAAUUUAAGAUUCCCUCAUCCACCCCUCCCUCCCCCCCCCCCCAAAUCUCACAUCCAAACAAAAAAUAAUCAGCCCCCUCUCACUCUUCGUCUCUUCCGGCAUUUAAGAAUACCUCAUCCACAUACUAAAAAAAUUUACAUAAAGCACAUGUACAAGAGCUUUGAAUCUCCAAUGUAUCAUGGGACCACUGCAUGGUAUGGGGGAAGCUGAAAAAAUAUCAAUGAAACAGUUGUCCAUGCAUAAUCACAUGUUUUAUUAGUGCUACAACGCAUGCAUGUACUCUUCUGCUUUUGGCUGCUUUCAAUGUAAUUCCAACAGACAAAGUUCUAAGACAAAACACGACGAUGCUACCAAAGUUUCGGAUUCUGCAUCUUCUAUAAAUUCCCUACAAAGUAGUAAGCAUUUCUGGGCAAACCCAAACCCUUAUUGCUACACAAAAUAUUACAGAGAAGCCUUUGACCCAAUGUCCCAAAUGUUAGCCAAAGUUCCUAAAGAGGGAACGACACAGCAAAGAAAGAUAAGAUUAGUCCUAUUCCCUCUACCCUUGCAAGGCCAUGUUACACCAAUGUUCCAUCUAGCCACUCUUCUUCACUCAAAAGGUUUCUCAAUCACUAUAACCCAAACAAAAUAUAAAUCUCUUGAUCCUACCCUAUUCCCGCACUUCGCCUUCCACCUCCUGGAUGAUGGCUUGCCUGAUAACGCCACAUUUGGACCAAAUAAUCACAGCACGAUCCUAGCCACCCUAAACACAAACUGCUCAGAACCGUUCAGAAAUUGCUUAACCCAGAUUUUGAGCAAGGAGCCCAUCGCUUGCCUUAUUACAGAUCCUUUGUGGUCAUUCACAAAGUCUGCUGCCAGUAGCCUUAGUCUUCCCAGGAUCGUCCUGAGGUGUGCUAGCAUGUCUACCUUUUACGUUUAUCAUUCCCUGCCAUUUCUACGAGAAAAGGGCUACUACCCUCUCCAAGAGACUAAAUCUGAUGAGCCAGUACCAGAGCUCCCACCACUCAAAGUCAAAGACCUACCUCCAGAAGCAAAACAUAACCUCUUGGUUGAUAUAAUUACAGAAAUGGAGAAUUCACAAGGUAUCAUCUGCAACACUUUUGAGGAACUUGAAGAUUUUUAUAUAGCAAGAGUACACCAAGUCCUUCCCAUCCCCAUCUUUGCACUAGGUCCAAUACACAAAAACUCACCAAGUUCUCAGGCUAGCAUAUGGACGCAAGAUCAUACAUCCAUUUCAUGGCUAGAUACACAAGCCCCCAAGUCAGUGCUCUAUGUUAGUUUCGGGAGCAUGGUACAAGUGAGCAAAGCUGAUUUUGUAGAGAUAGCCUGCGGAUUAGCCAACAGCAAGCAGCCGUUCCUAUGGGUGGUUCGCCAUGGCUCAAUUGAAGGAUCAGAUGAAACUGAUCCACUCCCCUUGCCAGAGGGUUACUCAGACACAAUAGGUCAAAGGGGGAAUAUUGUCAACUGGGCACCUCAACAAGAAGUUUUAGCCCACCCUGCAGUAGGAGGUUUCUGGACUCAUUGUGGAUGGAACUCUAUUAUGGAGAGCAUUAGUGAAGGUGUACCAAUGCUUUGCCUACCUUUCUUUGCUGAUCAGAAUAUAAACACGAGGCACGUAAGCGACCAUUGGAGAAUUGGAAUGGAGCUGGACAAGGGGAUCAAAAGAGGUGAAAUAGAGAGAGCAAUCAGAAAACUGAUGGUGGAAGAAGAAGGUGAAGCAAUGAGAAAUAGAAUCACAGCUUUGAAAGAAAAGGCAACUCUUUCUGUCAUGGAAGGUGGCUCCUCAUACAAAUCCUUGGAGAAUCUCACUAAUUAUCUCUUGUCUUCACUUUAAGUUGCUCUGUACUUCCAUUUUAAUUCCGCGAAAAUUGGCCUAUAAAGAAUUCAGUACAAUCCACCCCCUCUUUCAUCUCAAAUAUCAAAGGUCCAAACCCAAACGGGAACAAGAGAUUGGAAUUGUCUAUUUUGACAGACUGUAGACUGUAGACGGUAGACCAGACUUGUUCUAAUACGGAGCAAAAUAUCCAUGCUUGGAUCCGGUAAAGAACUGGUUUUGAGAUUUUUAACUUCUUUAUAAAAAUAUUUUUUUAAAAAAAACAUUUUUUUUUAUCCACACAAAUGUUAUUUCAUAUUGUCUUUUUUUUUUUUUGACAAACAUUUCAUAUUACCUUAAUCACUGUAGAAAGGUCAAUAUUGAAUAAAACAUGUCCUUUAACAUAGUCACUAAAAAGAAGUAUAAAUACAUAAUUUUUAACACAAAUCUUCACUGCAGUUAUUAUUCUUUAGAGGAUCACUAAAUCAACAUUAAGUAUUGUAAAAAAAAAAAAAUUGAAGCAAGUAAAGAAAGAGAAAUAAA
This is a messenger RNA of Chenopodium quinoa (quinoa), 2384 nucleotides long. RefSeq names its product UDP-glycosyltransferase 76B1-like. The transcript has 2 exons. Gene Ontology annotation, molecular function: UDP-glycosyltransferase activity. Lineage: Eukaryota; Viridiplantae; Streptophyta; Magnoliopsida; Caryophyllales; Amaranthaceae. The record is from RefSeq and is a predicted model, not a curated record. Bases 303 to 1862 code for a protein of 519 amino acids.